AUUAAAUAUUCUCAAACAGGAUGCAGUUCAAGCAUAUGUUACUUAUUUGCAUAAUAUGAGUUUUAUUAUAAUAAGAAUACGAUUUUUUUCUCAGGAUGAAGUGAGUAAAAAAGUCUAUAUAAAAAUCAUUAUUAGUGAAGUUUUUAUGAUCGGAACCGUGAUAUAAAUAAGUGGAGUCACUGUGAUUUCCACAGAUAAACUAUUACUAAUACAAAAGCGAAGUUUAAUUAUUCCGCAACAAAAAAAAAUAUAUAUAUAUAUGUGUUAUAUUCUUCUCUCUUUAAUCACUUCUCGAUAAAAAUCUAAAACAUUUUUUCAUUAAAAAUAUAAAACUAAAAAAUGUCAAAGCAAGAAGAAAUUGAUGAUGAUAAAAGUUCAGAAUCUUCACGAAAUUCAGUUGAAAUGGAAUAUAACCUGGAAGGUUUAAAAAAAAUCGCUUCGAAAGUAUUUGGUAAAUCUUGUAUUUCUGUAAAUAAACUUGGAGAAGGCGGAUUUCAUAAAGUUUUUAUAUUAAAAAUGGAAGAUGAUAGUGAAUAUAUUGGAAAAAUUGCAUUUCCAGAAUGUCCAUAUUGGAAAACGGAAAGUGAAGUUGCAGUUAUGAAAUAUAUUAAGGAAAGAACUUCAAUUAAAGUACCAGAAGUUUAUCAUUACGACAGUAGUAAAGAAAACCUUGUUGGACAAGAAUAUAUUAUUAUGGAAAAACUACCUGGUAUAGCAUUAUCUAAAGCCUGGGAUAAUUAUGAUAUAAAUCAAAAGAAAGAAGUACUUUUACAAGUAAUUGAAAUACAAUCUAUUGACAAAGAAAUUGUUUAUAGUAAGAAAUAUUUUAAUGAAGAAGAACAAGAAAAAUGGAUACCAAUUUAUGAAGAAUUUUUAUCCUUUCUACCAAAAUAUUUUAAAAAUAAUAAUGAUAUUUUCGUAUUAACCCAUGGUGAUUUUUAUCAUACAAAUAUUAUAGUUGAUGGUACUAAGAUUACUGGUAUAGUUGAUUGGGAAUGUUCGGGCUCUUAUCCAAUAGAAUGUAGUUGUAAUUAUCCUUGUUGGAUAUUAGAAAAUCCUGAUGAUCAUUUACUUAAAGAUUUUUGGACUGAAGAAAUGAGAAAUCGUGAUCCUGAAUUUAUUAGAAUAAUGUAUGAUAUGUAUGAUACGAACGGAUCUAAAGGAGGACAUGAUCGCGAACAACAAACUAAAAUGGUACAAUAUAUCGAUCCUGGUGGCACUAUCUUGACCCCCCUUGUUGUAAAAUAUGUUAUGCAGCUAAUGGAAUUGUUGCAAGUCUUUUUCUGCCUUCCCAACGAAUUUUUCGCAGAUUUAUAUGAUUAUCUUAAAUGUCAAAGUUAUUUGGAAAAUUCUUCAGAUAUAAAAAUUCGCGAAUUGCUUUCGAGGGGAUCGGUUUUUGAUUAA
This is a messenger RNA of Rhizophagus irregularis DAOM 181602=DAOM 197198, 1404 nucleotides long. Lineage: Eukaryota; Fungi; Glomeromycota; Glomeromycetes; Glomerales; Glomeraceae. The record is from RefSeq and is a predicted model, not a curated record.